GCAUAUAAAAGGCUUAAAGGGACUGAAAUACUAAAGGAGAGGAGAAGGUGAGAAGACAAGUGGAGCUGUCCUUGCAGAGACCAGCACCAGCCAUGGGGAGAGCUGCUCAGAAAACUCUCCUCUCUUUACUCUGUCUAGCAGCAACGGUUUGUCAGGCUCAGGACACCUGCCCAGAGGUGAGCUUAGUGGGUCUCAACAGUACCGAUAAACUCUCCAUUCUCCAAGGCUGCCCUGGAAUUCCAGGUGCCACAGGUCCCAAAGGAGACCCAGGAAAUGCAGGAAUGAGAGGAGAACGGGGACCUCCGGGGAUCCCCGGAAAGGAGGGGAAAACUGGCCCAAAAGGAGAAAGAGGUCCUGCUGGCCGCCCUGGAGUGAAAGGUGACCCGGGAGCUACAGGAGUCCCUGGAACACUUGUGGAGGAAGACCUGGAAGACAGACAGUGUAAGAAAGGAGCAAAGAACUGCAAGGAGCUGUUAGCUAGAGGGAAUCGCAUGAGCGGCUGGUACACCAUCUACCCCAGUGACUGUAAAGCCAUGACCGUGCUGUGUGACAUGGACACAGAUGGCGGAGGAUGGAUUGUGUUCCAGAGACGGGUGGAUGGCUCUGUGGAUUUUUACCGUGACUGGAAUUCAUACAAAAGAGGUUUUGGCAGCCGGCUGUCAGAAUUCUGGCUGGGGAACGACAAUAUCCACCUGCUUACAUCCCUUGGUCCCAAUGAGCUUCGUAUCGAUCUCAGAGAUUUUGACAACAACUAUGAAUUUGCUACAUUCUCAUCGUUCAAAAUUACAGGGGAGACUGAGAAAUACACGCUGAUCAUUGGACCCUUUGUGAAUGGCACUGCAGGGGAUUCAUUAACCAUGCAGAACAACAUGCCGUUUACAACCCAAGACCGAGACAAUGACCUAUAUUCAGGUAACUGUGCAACAUCCUUUAAAGGGGCCUGGUGGUACAAGGAAUGUCAUUGGUCCAACCUGAAUGGAUUAUACUUGAGAGGAGCCCAUGAAAGCUACGCUGAUGGGGUGAACUGGAAGACCGGCAAAGGGCACAAGUACUCCUACAAGGUGUCAGAAAUGAAAUUUAGGCCCGUGUAGCCAAUCAGGGAGGCAGUUAUAGUAAUUACACUUAGUUCUUAUACAGGCUUGCAUAUUUAUCAUCAUCUUGAUCAUUUAGCUGGAGAUGUGCUCAGAUGAAUUCUUUUUAUACCAUAAUGUUUUGUCUUUUACGUCUUUUUUUCUGCUCACCCAAUGAGAUGUGCAGCCAUUUAUGUAACAGAAAGUAGAAAUAUGGGCUCAAAUAAAUGGUAAAAUACA
Molecule: messenger RNA, 1310 nt
Organism: Caretta caretta (loggerhead turtle)
Lineage: Eukaryota; Metazoa; Chordata; Testudines; Cheloniidae
Source: RefSeq, a predicted model, not a curated record